CUUUUGACUUGAGCAUUUCCGAAAAACCUUAGGAUGGACGAACUACUAUCAUCAGAAGACCCCCCGUCAAACCACCCUAUCACACCCAUAGAACAAGCCAAACUAGAUACGAACCAUCAAGUCCAAACGGAAACCCAACGUAACCCUUUGGCUCAAAUCCUAACUCCAUCCGAACCGUCUGACAUGGCUCAAACUGAUACGUCGAUUGAAAACAUAUCAUCAAUGGCCGAAGCGAUGUCACUGGCAGACAGAAAAAACUCGGCUACUGCUUCUGAACGUAUGUUUGGAGACAAGCUGGAAAAUCAAGCGGACAUAUCACUCACUGAAGCUGAGCCAUCGAUGGAAGAUGAACUGGAAGAGCCAUCCAUAGAAGAUGAACCGGAAGAACCAUCGAUGGAAGACGAACUGGAGGAACCAUCGAUGGAAGAUGAACUGGAAGAGCCAUCGAUGCAAAAUGAACUUGAUGAACAUUCGAUGGAGGAUGCAUUGGAUGGCGAAUCUGGACGAGAAAAACUACUCACUCAAGCACACCCAGGAACAAAAUCUGAACUGAAGAUUGAAGAUGAAUCAUUAGAGGAAGACGAACUGAUGAGCGAAGCUGGUCCAGAAGCUCCUUUGACGUGUGAAGAUCUGCCCAGAGCUGCUCACUCAGAUCUAGUGGCCCACCCAGAAUCGACAACUCCAUCACUAUUAACGGAAGCCAUGUUAUCCCCUGAAGGAGAACCGUCAACUCAAAAGACUAAACCCAUAACCUCAGCGCGACCAUUGACGGAUCAAGAAGAAUCUCUCUCUGAGGUUGGGCCAUCAACUCAAGUCAAAAUAAAUACAGCUCAAACGGCAAUUCAAGUCGAAAUAUCGUCUGGAGUUGAACUCUCAGUUCAAGCCUAUUCACCGGCUCAGACCCUAUUAUCUGCAGAAGAAAGUCUGGAAUCUAAGUCAUCAACUCAAACUGAACCAGUAAUCACAAGUCAGCCCCCUACGGAAAUCGAACUAUUUUCUGAAGCUGACCUGUUGGUCGAACCGGAAGUAUCCAUCGAAGAUCAAUUGUUGAUCGAGACUGAACCAUUAUACGAAAUACAGGCCUUGGAUGAACUCGAAUCGCCUGUUGAUGACUCGGGUACUACUCCAGUCAAUCCCCCACUGACGGGCCAAGGGUUAACUGAAGACCAACAGCCAUCCGCCGAUUUCAAAUCAACUGCAAUCGACACCCCUGAAACAAAAUCCCACCAUGCCUCAGUGGAAGAUCCAUCUAAAACAUCCCAUAACAGUCAACUAACCUCCAAAAAGCCGCCCAGCAAGAAUUCUAUCCGGCAUACCACGAAUUCCAGUAAACCUGCAAAGAUUGACUCAAACGGCCAACCCUCGAAGGCUCGUUCAUCCACUUUGUCUUCCUCAAACAUCCCAUUGCCUAGAUCCAAUCCACUAUCUAUCAGAUCAAAUCUACCUCAGGCCAAUAGCUCCUCGAAAAAGAUGCCUUCUCUUCCCAAGAUACCGGGCUCAAUUCAUCAAACAAAAACAUUGACUGCAAGCAAAUCGUCACUAGCGAAAUCUUUAUCUUCCGUCUCUUCCUCUACCUCAACAGCUCACGUAUCUGAUAAGGCUACCAAAUCAUCACGAACAAUCCCUGGCGCCCCAUUCAAAUCAAUCCAACCAUCAACUACUACAAAGGCACCCCAUUCAUCUACUCUCACGCCACAAAGAUCAAUUCAAAGAUUAAGGGCCACUCCGUCCAAGUCGUCCUUGGUUACUCCUUCGAAGCCAACACCCUCAACGACCCCCUCCAAACCGCGUUCAGUCAAGUCUUCUACGCCGCUGUCACUCUCCCGUGCUUCUAGUUCACUCAAAAAAUCACAGUCAACACCGAAUGGUGAAAUUGCAACAGGAAUAAACGUUGACAUACUGAAUGGAUCUUCUGUUGAAUCAAGCCCCAAAACUUCCGCUAAGUCUUCGCAAGCAUUCCGCGAGAUGCUGGCCAAAGCCAAACGCAGCCGCCCCAAACCUCCAACCGCCCCAAACUCGCCUGAUCCCGAUUCAGUUCCUGGACUUCCAUCAGUAGCUGAUCAAACUGAGGCUCUAGAUCCCUGGGGAUUCGAACCAAUCGAAAGAACUGUAGAAAAGGCUCAAAAAACUGGUAAAUUGAAUGCCAGUUCUAGGAUGUUAUCAAAACUUCCAGCUGAAAUUUAUGCCAAACUACUAUCUCACACUUCGAUUUUUCAUCCAUCCAAUCGACCUGCGAGCACUCCCAAUCAAAAACAACCUGAGAAUGUUGACCUGAAGUUCUCCUUCGACGAUCAAGAAAAAUGCACGAGUGGCGUGGCGUGGUACGAAACCGUCGAUCUCAUUCAUCUCAACAUGUCACUCAACGAGCUUACAGAACUUGAUGAAGAAUUUGGGGGCUUCGAGGCCCUGACAAAUUGCGAUCUUCACUGCAACCAGUUGACUGGUCUACCAUACACGUUUGGUUUACUGACCAAUCUGACACUCUUGGACUUGUCUUCCAAUCAGCUCAGCCAGUUCCCCAUCCCAAUUCUUUCGUUAAUUAAUUUAAUUGAACUCAAUCUUUCUAAGAACCAGCUCACUCGACUCUGGCCGCUAGACUGGAAACCCACUUUAAAAAAGCAAUUAGCUACUGCAGUCAAGCCUGCACCAAACAGAGAUGAAUUCCUGGGCGGUGACCAAAGUUUUAACAGUACGGAUAAGAGUUUUAACAGUGUCGAUCAACCGAGUACAAUUACUGAUUCAAGUUUUGCUCGUGAGGAGUUUAACGACCAAUUCCCUUCCUCACCAACAAAGUCAUACCUGUUACCCAAGGACGGAGGUUCGAAUGAGAGAACCGAUCGACAGCCGUUUCCCAACCUGCGAAAGCUCAAACUGAGUGGUAAUAAAUUCACAACCAGUAGUUUAUUUGGGCGGGAUAGCGUUCAGUUACCCAUGAACAUUCUGGAAUUAGACCUGUCCAAGAACCCACUAGGAGAUUGUAUUGAAGUCUCAAGUAACCUUAGAAACCUCCAGAAGCUGAUCAAAUUGAACCUUUGUGGAUGCGGGCUCUCGGAUAAUAUAUUUUGGUUUGAUUUGGAAGGGGAUUACGACCAGCUAGAGACUGAAGAGAAUGCUCUAUUGGAACACUUGGCUGAGCUGGAUUUGUCCCACAACGCGAUCGAUUCAUUGGAACCUCUGGAGUCUUUCUUCGAUCGACAUUGCUCUCAGCACCCCAGGCUUGCCUAUGAGGGAUUGCCUCGAGAGUUGGUCAAAGUCGUGAUACACCAUGGCCAGGGAGGGAGAGACGUGAAAGUGAUGAUCGGCAAUAACUUCCUACGUGAGGAGGCUAGACGGCGCCGCAAAGUGAAAAUGAUGAACGCACAAUCUAGUCAGAAACCUGCCGAGUCUUCUGAUACCGUUCCAAGUACGGUGGAAGAGAUAAAGCAACCUUCGACAAAAGAUAAUGUGUUGAAAUCAUCACCUGAAGCAAUCAAAGAGGAGAGAGCAACAGGGCCACCAUUAACCUCAAACGUAAUCAUCACUCCGCCCAACCCGACACAAAUUUUGUUGCUCAAGCAUCACAACCAAACGUCGUCUACGCUCAACCUGAAUUCACUUCACCUGGCCGAGCUUCCAGAAGAUCCGGAGGACUAUAACGGGUCGGCCCUGAAGAUCGAAGUCGAGCAUGUGAAUGUAUCCGGCAAUCAACUGAGCAGAUUUCCGAGUGGGAUCAUGAAUCGAUUCAGCACAACGUUGACGGUGUUGAACCUAUCCAGAAACCGGCUAUUGAACUCUUCUUCGGACACGUUUGAUACCCAUGUCCGCUCGAUGAUGGGAAUCAAACUUCCAGAAUUGGUCGAGUUAAACCUAGCCUCGAACUUCCUCUCUCGGUCCCCUCAACUCAUCAUCAAGUUGAUCAUCGAAGGGUUCGAAGCCUUUAAGCUCAAGACCCUUGAUCUCAGUCUCAACCAAUUCGAGAGCCUCGAUGGCCUCUACGAGCUCUUAAAGCUUCAUCGAAUUCCCGAUCAUCGUUCUGAUGAUACUACCAAGAGACAAUUCCGACUAGAGAAACUCUUGCUCGACGGUAAUCGGAUCUCCCAGAUCGACGACCUCGUCCGCAUCUCUACCGAAAUCAUGGACAGUAUUACUAAUAAUUCCUCAGAAAAGGUGCCCGCCGGGAUGUCAGCUGAUCACGUUAGAGACAUUGUCCAGUACAACUUUUUGGAAGAGAUCGGACUAUCUGAUAAUUCAAUCGGCCAAUUGCCACCUUGCUUGGGAUACCUGCCUACCAAACGGAUGGCUAUAGCCCGUAAUUUGUUCCGGUUCCCUCUCCGAAAAGUCUAUGAUUGUGCCGAUGGUGAUGUUAAGAUUUUAAGCUGGUUACGCGAUCGGAAUUGAAUUUCUCCCUCCCUCUAUUUCUUUGUUAUGAAUAUCAUGUAGUCGAUUUUUUUCCCUUGAUCUUUUUCUCUCCUACUUUGAAAUUUCAUGUAGCUUAUUUUCUUUUACUUAGGCAGAGUUAAGUGUUUAUACAAAUUGAAAGUUGAAAUCGUCCUGUUACUCAGUCCUCCUCUCCAUAUACUCAAACCCGUUAAUAAUUGUUUGUUGAUUUCCAAUUUUCAUCUGGUGAUCUAAGAGUUGCAUUUUUAUUUAAAUAAAUAUUUACAUCUUUCUUCCUUCCUUUCCAGAUCGCCAUGUCAAUUGGUUUGAUAUAAUUACACUUCUUGCUG
Molecule: messenger RNA, 4706 nt
Organism: Puccinia graminis f. sp. tritici CRL 75-36-700-3
Lineage: Eukaryota; Fungi; Basidiomycota; Pucciniomycetes; Pucciniales; Pucciniaceae
Exons: 5
Coding region: 34-4377 (1447 amino acids)
Molecular function (GO): protein binding
Source: RefSeq, a predicted model, not a curated record